AUGCCGGGUGCGGGAGGUCAGCAACCUCAGAGAACAACAUUUAGACCGCCGUGGGUCAAGGAUGGACCAAAUCCACUACCAAUGCCCACAGCACCCUGGUCACUUAAUGCUAGAAGAGAAUCUAAGACUAGUGAAGAUGCACCGGCAUUUACUAAAGUCACAUUAAAAAGUGUAGCGAAACCAGCAGACGCUGUGGCACCACAAAAACAACCGUCUGAAGCUCCAAUUAAAAAGCAAAGUAAAAUAACUAUCGUGCCAACGCAACCUAAAAGCGAUAAGAAUGCAACUACUAAACUAGCAACAUCAAACGUCAAACAGAGUGAGAAUGAAAGAAGUAAAACAUCAACAGCUCCUAAACUCGGACAGCAGAAUGAAUCGCGUACGGAGACACCGUCUUCAAGACCUCAACUUGAACGGCAGAUUCGCGUUGAAAAAUCUCAAUCGCGUACCGAUAACAAAGUUCCUCUUUCAAAAAGUGAAAGUUCAACUGGGGCACCGACAUUAUCAAAAAGUUCAUCAAGAGCUGCAAUACCACCGCCACCACCACCUAGACCACCACCACCUCCUCCAGCCCGUAAAAUAUUGAAAGAUUUACCGGAACUUACGGAUUCGCAACAAGAAAAAUUGGAAAUGCUUAAAUCGAGGCCAAGAAAACGUCCGGAUUGGGCAUGUAUGAUGAAAGAAGUUGAAAGUGGUAGAAAGCUCAAGCAUGUUAAAUGUAAUGACAGAAGUGCUCCAAUAAUUGAGAGGGUUAGCAAAGUUACAGAAGAUCCAACAGGAAACGCACACUUUGUUUUUGAAUCAGAAACAUCUAAUAUGCAUAACAAAUUGCUCAAGCAAAUUGUCAGUGGAGUUAAAUUGAAGAGUGUUAAGACAAAUGAUCGAUCAAAACCAAUAUUAGAAGGAUUGAGGAAAUUUAGACGACAAUUGACAAUAGAGGAACAGAUGCACAAAUCUGAUACUACACUUGUUAAUGAUGCUGUUCCGGACGAAAUGGAUGAUAUUGACGCAGUAAGAGAUGACUUGCAAAGCACAAAACAGAUGCUUGCCUUGGAGCUGAGAAAUAAAGAGGCAUUGGAAAGAGAUAACAAGAGGCUACAGGCAAGAAUUUUAAAUUUAGAAGCAGACAACGAAAGAUUAAAAAUGCAACAGAAUGUUACAGAAUAUAAAAAACAGGAUGAAAAAAUAUUAGAAUCCUUGAGAAAUGAAGUAGAUCACGCAAGAAAAGAUGUUGAAAAAAUAGAAAAAGAAUUUGCAGUGGUUGCAGAAGAAAGAGAUAAAACAAAACUUGAAUUAGAAGAUAUGAAGAGAAUGUAUGCUGCAUUAGAAAAACGUAUGAAAGCUGAUUAUUAUUGGGAUUGGGAACAAGUUGAACCCGUAGUAGAAUUUCCAGAAGAAUCAGAGGCAAAAUGGUAUGAUGUUUCAGGAAUGGCAUUAGCUGGAUGUCCAAGUGCUAAAGAUGUAGCAAAAAUAGCUUCACAAAAAAGUAUUGAGAAAGCUGAUAAAAGUCCAAGUGAAUCAGAAGAAGAAGAAGAGGAAGAAACAAGUGAAGAAGAAGAUGAAGAUGAAGAUCCUGAAGCUGCUGCUGAACGCAGAAUGCAAAGAGAAAUUAAAUUAUUGGCAACUAAAAUUAAAAAUUUCAAAGACAAAGAAGAUAAUUCAAAAAAAGAAAGACAUGCAUUAAAAGAACAAAUAAAACAACAGCAGAAAUUAUUAAAAGAAGAAAAGAAAAAAUACAAAUCACUUCAAAAAGAAGUUGAUAAAAUGGCUAAAUUGAUGGCUGACACAGACGAAGAAGAUGGAGAUGAAGAAGAAGAAGAAGAAGAAGAAGAGGUAGAAGAAGAAAGUGAAUCUGAAGAAGAAUCUGAGUCUGAAGAGUCCGAAGAUGAGGAAUCAGAAAUUGAUGAUGAAUCUGCUGAUUCAGAGGAUCGAAAAGCUAAAUUACAGGAAAUUGCAAAGAAACAUGAGGGACGUUUAGCUUCAUUGAAGAAAGGAAACUACUUAUUAAAAGCUCAAGUUGAUAGAUUGAAGGACGAUUUAGCUAAACAAAGAGAGGACAGUUUAUCACUACAAGAAGAUCUUGAUUCUGUUCUUGCUGAAUUAGGUUAAUUUGUUUAUUAAUUAAAUAAGUAAUUAGAAAUUAUUAAACCCAAAUAUAAUCAUACUCUACAUUAUUACAAUAACUAAAAUAUUUAUAAUUAUUUAAAGCACAUACACAUGCAUACAUUUAUAAAUUAUAUAUACGAUAUAUUAUUGUAA
Molecule: messenger RNA, 2259 nt
Organism: Microplitis mediator
Lineage: Eukaryota; Metazoa; Arthropoda; Insecta; Hymenoptera; Braconidae
Product: glutamic acid-rich protein-like
Exons: 8
Coding region: 1-2109 (702 amino acids)
Molecular function (GO): actin binding
Source: RefSeq, a predicted model, not a curated record